AUGAUGAUAUCCAACCUCCCAAGUGAAAUGGUGGUGGAGAUCAUUUCUAGGGUUCCGAUGAAAUCUGUGGGAGAAGUUCGAUCUACUUGUAAAAAGUGGAACUCUUUCUUCCAAGAUCUGAGCCACGAAAAGUAUUUCUUAAUGUUCGGGGAAUCUUCUAAGCUUGAACUGAAUCGCGUCAAUCUCCAAAAGAUCAACGACAACCAUUUUGAUCUGUCCAUAAACCGUCAAGGAUACGACAAAUCUUGCGGUAGCCACAAGAUCUUGAAGUUCUUCGACCAUGAACUCGAAAUAUACGAUUUGAGCUCAAACUCUAAUUCAUGGAGUGUUCCUGAUGCCACUCUUGGCUUGGAUAUAGAAGUGUGUUGGAAAAAGCCAGGUGUGUCUGUGAAGGGAGACACUUACUGGUACGCUAGAGAUAAGAUAUCACGAGAAGGUUUCUUGAUCGGUUUUGAUUUUACAAGAGAGAGCUUUGGACCGCGUCUGCCUCUGCCGUUUAACUACAGUUUUGAGAGCGAUGUGCCUAUAUCUGCGGUUGGAGAAGAUCAGCUUGCGGUGUUGAUGAUGCUGCAUGAGAGUCAUGUGAUGGAGAUUUGGGUUACGAAUAAGAUUGAGCCGGAUGAAGUGUCGUGGAGCAAGUUCUUGAAAGUUGAUAUGAAGCCCCUCGCUUGCGUCACCAAGGUCGAAAGUUUCUUCAUCGAUGAGGAGAAGAAAGUUGUUGUGGUUUUUGGUGAGGACGGCCUUCACGAUUGCAACAACAGUGCUCACAUCAUUGGAGCGAAUGGAUAUUUCAGAAGCGUGGAUCUCGGAGAAUAUGAAGAAUUUGCGUGCUCUUAUGUUCCAAAUUCUGUGCAUAUAUGA
This is a messenger RNA of Microthlaspi erraticum, 861 nucleotides long. Lineage: Eukaryota; Viridiplantae; Streptophyta; Magnoliopsida; Brassicales; Brassicaceae. The record is from the annotation of a GenBank genome assembly.